This is a messenger RNA of Plectropomus leopardus (leopard coralgrouper), 2687 nucleotides long. It is a transcript of the gene cldni, whose product is annotated as claudin i. The record is from RefSeq and is a predicted model, not a curated record. Lineage: Eukaryota; Metazoa; Chordata; Actinopteri; Perciformes; Serranidae. Gene Ontology annotation, cellular component: membrane; bicellular tight junction. Gene Ontology annotation, molecular function: structural molecule activity.
GCGCAGGUUAGGCAGUUAUUAAAAUCGUAGUACUUGUACUUUACUUCAGUAUUUCAUUUUAAUGCUGCUUUAUACAAAAGGGAAACAUCAUACUUUCAACUCCAAUUACCUGAAAACUUUAACGACGACGAUAUUUCUGCAUUUUACAGUACUUUUACAUUUAAUGCAUCUAAUUUUUACCACUAAAACGUCCAUGUUUUUACAUUGUCAAUGCAUGGCCUAUAAUUCUGAUGGAGUUAAUUGAGGAUGUGAUAUUGUACUUUUAAAAGAAAAUCAAAUAGCUUUGUUCAUUAGAAUAUAGGAUUAUUGUUAAGAAAUUACAAAAUCCACCGGUUUAGAACAUAUUACAGUUGAAGAGCAUUUGUACAAACUCAGCUAAUACCUACGUAGUUUAAAAUUUCAAUCAUAUUUACAUUUAUGGUGCCUUGAACAUUACUCUGCAAGUGUGUCACACUGUUGCAUUUCUAAUAGUGUUUAUGAAGGAUACCCAUAUUUGGUUUUCGACAUUCCUUUUUAUGUCCUCAUUUUAUUUCCAUCCCAUGAUCCAUGAAACCAUAUUGAGUAUGUUGCACAAAAUUCCUAAACCCACACUGUCUCGGUUUCUAAAAUUAGUCUCCUUACGUUCGUCAUCACAGUUUCGACACAGGUAGGUGUAGAAGGGAUGAUCUAAGAUGUGCAGGUAUGGUAGCCUGGGCGGUAUCUAUUUGUUUGGACUGGGAGCAUACAAAAAAAAACGGCAGUCUUCUGGAUGACUCAGAUUUCUUUUUUUUUUCUGGUAACCCAUGAUGGUUACAACCAAAAUGAUCCACUCAGAAUCAUCACUGUAACCACAACAACAUCUCUGUAUAGCUUUUGAUCAUUUUUAACCAAAGACUGCUGAUGCUAUUUCAUUUUCUCCUGGACACUGAGGUUCAUCCACUGUGGUGUGUAAAGUAAAAACUCCUCUGAGCUCCUCAGCAGGUCUAAGAUGGAAAAAGAGAGGGAAACAUACGUAUAGGACAAGUCCAGUCUGGUCUUGAGGUUCCUCCCUCCUGUGUACUCCCCUAUUGGAGCUGAGCCCCACCCCACACCUCACAUUCCUCUACAAAUACCCCAUCUUAUCACACAGCGUCUGCACAACACUUUUACAUCAGAAAACAGCAUCUUAAAAACAACGCAUAGGCAGGAAGAAAGGAAGAAUCUCAAGAAACACCCAAUUUUUUAAACUUACCCAUCAAUUUCAGGGGACACCAAAUAAAAGAAUGGGAUCUGUCGGAGUUCAGAUUGUAUGCGUGGCCCUAGGGGUCCUCGGCCUGAUCGGGGCCAUUGUAUGCUGCGCUGUCCCACGCUGGAAAGUGUCCUCCUUCACAGGAUCCAACAUCGUGACUGCACAGAGCACACAGGACGGCCUGUGGAUGAGUUGUGUGAUGCAGAGUACCGGCCAGCAGCAGUGCAAGAGCUACGACUCCCUGCUGGUGUUGCCCUCUGACCUGCAGGCUGCCCGCGCCAUGACCAUCAUCAGCUGCCUGCUCAGUGGCCUCAGCAUACUCAUCCUCUUCUGCGGAGCCGACUUCACCACCUGCAUAGAGAAUGAAGAUGCCAAGCCCAAGAUCAGCCUGGUGGCCGGGGUGGGCAUGCUGCUGGCAGGCCUCUUGGUGCUCAUCGCUGUCAGCUGGUCCGCCCACAAUGUCAUACGAGAAUUCAACAACCCCUUGGUGGCAGCUUCCCAGAAGAGGGAGCUGGGAGCGUGCAUCUUUGUGGGUUGGGGCUCCGGCGUGCUGCUCCUCCUGGCUGGAGGUCUGCUUUGCUGCUUCAGCAGGCCCAGAUCUGGCAGCUCCGGAGGAACCGCCAAGUACUACAGCAACAGCGCCUCUGGAGCCAAUAAAAACUACGUGUAGUGGCUUAAUGAAGGGGACUGGUGUUUGACAGAAAAGAUGGGAGGGUGAUUUAGUAGGUCAAACAGUAGGGUGCAAGACAGUAUAUGACACCAGGGGUAGUUUUGGGGAAAACAGAAAAAGUCUCUGUAAAUAUUCUGAUAAUAAAAAGUCUGCAUUUUUUAUUUCUAGAUAUGCUGGUGAUGUUUUAAAUCUUAAAGCAGUUUUAUUAUGAGGUGUUGGGUUAUGCAUAAGCUUUUUAAAAGUAAAAAAAUGGUAACAUGCAUUAUUACAAACAAUUUAUGAUCUUAGAGUUAUUUUUCUAAAUCUGGGUUGCUGCUUUGACAUAUACAGUAUCAUCUGUGAUACCGUAGCUGCAAAACAGUUGCAUUUUCCUUAAUUUUCUUGAAAUAUUUGACUUCAAAAGUGCCUUUAAAACAAUCACACAAGUAGUUAUAAUAAAAAUACUUUAAUAAUCUAAGAUCACACCUCAACAUUUAAACUAUAAAAGGGCAGUGUGGUCCUUUUAGACACACUAGUGCCUCAUAUUUUACAUAGUUGGAUCAGCCAUUCUGUCUAUAUUUAAUGUUUAGUCACUUGUCUUUUUUUUUUCAUCAGUCUUUGCUGUUUCUAUUAUUCAGAGUAAGAAAAAUUGUCUUUGGCCAAAGGCACCUCAGCAGGCCUCAGGGAACAUCUGAGUGCACUUGAUUGUCUGAUGACACGCACUGAAAGAUCCACAAUACAUUCCAAACAUUUUCUGUAAUAUUUGUUAUUGCUAAUUUUGUUUUUAUUUUGUUGUAUCAUGAUGAGCAUUAAAUUCUGGUCUAUUUCAAA